Erigeron canadensis is the source of this 554-nucleotide messenger RNA. Its product is annotated as 40S ribosomal protein S27-2. The transcript is spliced from 4 exons. Bases 109 to 369 code for a protein of 86 amino acids. The record is from RefSeq and is a predicted model, not a curated record. Lineage: Eukaryota; Viridiplantae; Streptophyta; Magnoliopsida; Asterales; Asteraceae. Gene Ontology annotation, cellular component: ribosome; cytosolic small ribosomal subunit. Gene Ontology annotation, biological process: ribosomal small subunit assembly; translation. Gene Ontology annotation, molecular function: structural constituent of ribosome; RNA binding.
CAAAAACCUCAUUUCGACCUCUCUUGAAUCUUAUUAUCAUCUGUUUCCUCCUUGCUAGGGUUUUCUUAAGGCGGCUACCAUCUCAAAACACCUAACAAGCAAUCAAUCAUGACGCUCCCAAACGAUGUUGAUUUGUUGAACCCACCAGCUGAAUUGGAAAAAAGGAAGCAUAAGCUCAAGCGCCUUGUUCAGUCUCCCAAUUCUUUCUUCAUGGAUGUCAAGUGCCAAGGCUGUUUUAACAUAACUACUGUGUUUAGCCACUCGCAAACAGUGGUGGUGUGUGGAAACUGUCAGACAGUGUUGUGCCAGCCUACCGGUGGUCGUGCUAGACUUACCGAAGGAUGCUCUUUCCGCAGAAAGGGAGACUGAUGGAAAUAGUGUUUUUUUGCUUUUGAUCUGGUAUGAUGACUAAGUAGAAGGUACUUUGGUAUUAUGGCUUGCAAACAAGAGUAAUGUUUUUGAUGUUUUUUUAUGCCGUUUUAUGUGGACAUGCAGCCUUUUAGUUUCAACUUAUGACUUUUGUUCGAUGUAAUGAAGUUGGAAUUUGUGUCAAA